Molecule: messenger RNA, 216 nt
Organism: Vairimorpha ceranae
Lineage: Eukaryota; Fungi; Microsporidia; Nosematidae
Exons: 1
Coding region: 1-216 (71 amino acids)
Source: RefSeq, a predicted model, not a curated record
AUGGGAGAUAAUAAGAAAUUUUACAUGAGUGGGAUACAAGAAUAUAUUGAUGAAACACAAGAUGACACUGAUUUAUAUUUUAAGUAUGGUGUUUACCUCGCAUCUACAGGUGCAAAAUUUGAUAUAUCACUGUUUAAUGAUAAAGUGGCACUAUUAAAUUUUUUGAAAAAAGAAAAGUUUACGAUAAAACGUAAGAAAAAAAACAUAGAUUGGUAA